AUGGACCCAACUAUUGAGGUUGAUGAGAUUAAAGAAUAUGACACAGAACAACUUGUUGCGUAUUUGCAGUCCGUGAAAACCUUAAAGCUUGAUGAGGGUCACCUUAGUAUUCUUAGUCAGGAGCAAUACACUGGUGAAGAUUUCUUAAAAAUAACUAGAGAAGAACUUCACGAUGUUGGUUUUAGGCGUGGACCUUCAAGACGACUUGCCGAAUUUGCUGAGACGUGCAGUGAAAAACAGGAAAGGCAGGAAUAUUCAUCAAUUAGAUCUUUGAAAGAUGUUUUAAAAGACUAUAACAUUGACUCUGAUAAUAUUUCAAAGAUUCCGCGAUUUGAACCACAAAUUCACGACUUUCGAGAUGAUUAUGAGUAUUUUCAAAACUGUAUCAGUAAUAUUUUAAUCAGAAUUAAAAGCUACGGGGAAUUAUGCGUAAAUUCCAAUGAAAAGAUGCGAAGAGAGUAUGUAUCAACUAUCCUUCACACAGCUCUCCGAAUCGCCGAAGCUGGUUCAGAUAAAAAGUUUAAAAUGGAUGUUGAAUAUGAAGUCAAUGGUAAAAAAUAUUAUGGAUCGACUGAUUAUGCCAUAAUGGAAUCUAAAUCCGAAAAUCUCAUAUGUAUUACAGAAGAUAAGAUAGAUAGAUCAAUUCAAGAAAGUAUUGCUCAGAAUAUCAGACAGCUCGAAAGCUCACAUGAUGUUAAUAAAAAAAAACGAAAACGGGGUGAAAAUGGAGAGUUUGAUUAUCUUUAUGGUAUCAUUACUUCCGCCCGAGAUUGGUAUUUUUUACUUCAUAAUCCAGGAGAGAUCUCGCUAAGCAAAACAGCCCCUUUUACUAUUGAAUAUCGCGAACAAACUUGUGAUAAAGAAUCGGAUGAAUAUAAAAAUUUGUACAAAAAUACGAAAAAGGUUUUAAGUAUAAUUGCUGGGUUGUUGUUGGAUAAAAUAGCUGAUAGUGAAUCCGAAACCAAAAGAAGAAAAGUAAACCAAUUUCGAUCAAAUGGCAAUUAG
Molecule: messenger RNA, 1005 nt
Organism: Dentiscutata erythropus
Lineage: Eukaryota; Fungi; Glomeromycota; Glomeromycetes; Diversisporales; Gigasporaceae
Source: the annotation of a GenBank genome assembly